This is a messenger RNA of Lytechinus variegatus (green sea urchin), 1338 nucleotides long. RefSeq names its product cannabinoid receptor 2-like. Bases 452 to 1321 code for a protein of 289 amino acids. Gene Ontology annotation, cellular component: membrane. Gene Ontology annotation, molecular function: G protein-coupled receptor activity. The transcript has 2 exons. NCBI's taxonomy places the organism in Eukaryota, Metazoa, Echinodermata, Echinoidea, Temnopleuroida, Toxopneustidae. Gene Ontology annotation, biological process: G protein-coupled receptor signaling pathway. The record is from RefSeq and is a predicted model, not a curated record.
GAUAUUGUAUAGAGCUCAACGAAUUAAGAGAGUGGUCAAGCAAAUCGGCACGUUCAUUAUAAUCGGACUAUUUAGUAAUAUUUCGGUUACCAUGGUGAUUGUGGUCUGGGUUAUUGAGUAAACAAGACAAUACAAACAAACCUGACAUGUACAACAUCCUACUUAUCAAUAUAUUUUGUGAAGAUCUAUUCAAGUGAGAUUAAAUGUGAAUGAAAACUUCACUUUUGAUUGAGAUUUAGUACCAUGAUUUGGGUUCUUUCACUGAUAAUUCAAAUGACCACCUCGUUCAUUUAUUCAUUGAUAAUCACAAAAGCACAUGCUACGUAAGUCUUGACUUGUGUUGAUUAUGCUGACAAGAAAACAGUCACCUUGCAUGAAAAUCUGUUCCGUUCAGGGAUUCAUCGUCAUAUUCUUGGUGACAUCACUCUUGUCUCGCCGUAUAUGAGUCAACAUGAUGAUAAUAACGGAUCGUCUGAAUACAACAACGUCAUCGACGUUGGUCGAUGUCGACAUCGAAUCACGUCCACUAUGCUGGUUUAUUUUGCCUACAAUGAAACAUGGUAUGCUGGGUCUUGCUAUCUUCAUUAUGUCAGCUACACUGGUCAUUAUCCCUAGUCAUCGCCGACUUCGUAAGCGACAUCACAUCUUUCCCUAUAACUUGGUGCUAUCCGAUUUUUGUGGUGCAAUUGUGUUUGCAGUCUUCGAAGGGACUGGAGAACUUCCUUUAGAGUAUGUAGAGGCUCUACAGACAAUAUCAGUAACAUCAUUCAUAGUGUCCCUACUAAGCAUCGUUCUGGUGGCUGGAUAUCAAUUCAUAACUAUCAGGGUUGAUCCUUUUGGCGCCCAAAACAUCAUCACGACGCCACGCCUUAUCAUUGCAUGCUUAUUAACAUGGGCGUUUUCAUUUUCGAUCUCUGUGACUACUGUCCUAACGAUCAGUGAGUAUACCACAAUCUUCACACUGCUCUUGUGCAUUUCGCUGAUCACCACCACCAUCACUGGUUUCUGUUACGUCUUAAUCUACCGCUCCGUUGCGAAGGUUCCCUGUGAAGGCAACAUCACCGCCGCAAGGAAGGAGGAAAAUCAGCGGGUGCUCCGUACGUUUGGUCUUGUAUUUGGGACUACUGUGGUUUGCUGGAUCUGUCCGUGGGUCCACUGGGCCUUCUUAAGCCUCGGAUUUGAGUACAUGUGUCUAUUCAAUGCUGGGGAUAUGAUGAUAUGUGCUAACUGGAUAGCGAACUGUGUCAUCUACUGGUGGCGACUCAAAGAGUUUCGAGCAAUUUUUUCGAGUUCUGCAGUAGGAAUCGUAGACGUGCUGUAGAUGUGCAAAUGAUUUGU